This is a messenger RNA of Moneuplotes crassus, 1050 nucleotides long. Lineage: Eukaryota; Ciliophora; Spirotrichea; Euplotida; Euplotidae. The record is from the annotation of a GenBank genome assembly.
UUUCAUAAACAAAAUAACAAUUUGGCUAAAAAUCUAAUGGAAUCUGACAAGAAAGAUGAGAAUGUAGCAUGCUUAGCAUGUGGAGAUGGUCUCCCAAGACAGCACAAUGGAGUCAAAUGUAGCCAAGGCCAUGAUAUGUGUACCGGGUGAGCAAAGACAUACGUGGCAAACAUUCUCUCAGAGCCUGAAAACAAGAUACCAGCCAAGUGUUCUUUGUGUGCUGUUGAAUUGAACUCUAUCCAACUUGAGAUGCAAAUGGAGCCAGAACAACUAGAAAUGUACUUGAUGUACAAAGCCAUGAAGAUUGUUGAUCCUAAAAUUGACAAAGUCAUGAGUUGUCCAUUCUGUAAAUACUUCGAAGUCUGGACCAUUGACAACUCUGCAAACUUCUUCUAUUGUAGAAAAGAAGAUUGUCAAAAAGGAAGUUGCUCAGUUUGUUUCAAAGAAUUCAAAGUGCCUAAAGGAAUGGCGGUUACUGAAGAUGAGCUAGAGGAAAUGAAGUCAGAAGGAGGCAUGAUGAGCCACUAUAAAUGCUAUGAACACAAGGACAUUAAAAAGGCCUGGGAAGAUGCCCUCGAAAAAGGUACUAAAAGAUGUUGCCCUGAAUGUAAAGUUGGAGGAGUUAAAGAUGAUGCUUGCACUCACAUGACAUGUGACAACUGUAACACUGUCUGGUGCUAUCUCUGCGGGAAGAAAGAAGCGAACUGCGAUAAGUCUGACCCUAAUGGGAACAUCUACAGACACAACGAUGACUGGAACACUAAUAGUAAGAGAUGUCCAAUGUAUCUUACACAAAUUGGACAAAUUGAUGAAAGAUGGAGUACUGCAAAUGAUGAAGAAGCAAAGGCUUUCUUCCAUAAGCUCUUGACUUACAAAUCUCUUAGAAGGUUUUUAAAGAAAUAUAGAUCCAAAGCAUUCAAGAAUCUAUGCAAGGUAUUCCCCUCUGUGGCCAACCACGGCUUCGACCUUGACGAAGUAAAGAACAUGGACUUGGCCAUCAUCAAAAGAUAGCCACGAGAUUUUUAUAAAUAGUUGUUCAACCUUUUCUUG